AUGGCGUCUACAGAGACAGCUCAGUUGCCGCCGGCGGCACUCCGACAGUCCAACUUCGAACAAGCAGUGGCAUGCGCCCUGCACCUAUGGCCGGCCCUGACCCUCGCGGUGCAGAAUAACUGGGGAGGACCCGACUCUGCAGACAAACGGGACUGGUUUGCAGGUGCCGUCGUCGAUCUGUUUUCAGAAUUUGCCGAUGCGCAGCCCGGAGAGACUGCAAAGACCAGCGCCGCUGAGGAGCCAGAUAUGGAAGAUGUCGAGACGGUGCUGCUACAAGUAAUGAUCGACGAGUUUGAGGUCAACAUCGACGACGAUUCUGCUUUGGAUGUUGCUAGAUCCAUUGUCAAAGCGAGAUCCGAAUGCGCCAUCGGCGAAUUCAAUGACGAGGUCAAGAAGCUGAGCGAGCGGUUCGCGAAUCGCAAGGGCACCAAGGUGGAUCAGAUGUUCAAGCAAGCCGAGGACCAGGACCAGGAUACCGACUGGGAGUCUGGCGACAGUGGCGAGGACGAUGAGGACAACGAAGGCGAUGUGGACAUGGACGAGGCGCCACCUCUGGCACCCGUCCCCAAGGAAAAGCCUGCUCCUGAGAUUGACGAGGACGGCUUCAUCAAGGUCACCAAGAAGAAGAGGUAAACCUUGAAUAGCACAGAAAACAUGGGGGGAGCAAGCUAUCGCUGUGGGGGAGCAUCCAAAUCGGCAUAAUCCAAAACACAAAAUACACGCCGCUGC
Messenger RNA from Trichoderma virens Gv29-8, 729 nucleotides. RefSeq lists its product as uncharacterized. Gene Ontology annotation, biological process: maturation of SSU-rRNA from tricistronic rRNA transcript (SSU-rRNA, 5.8S rRNA, LSU-rRNA). The record is from RefSeq and is a predicted model, not a curated record. The transcript has 2 exons. Lineage: Eukaryota; Fungi; Ascomycota; Sordariomycetes; Hypocreales; Hypocreaceae. Gene Ontology annotation, cellular component: nucleus. Bases 1 to 633 code for a protein of 210 amino acids.